AUGGUCUUAAGUGACAAAACAUAUCCAAGCAUGGAUACGGUUUCUUAUCCCCAAACCCAACUCCCUUUUCCAACUCCUACUAUCUCCAUCACACACUUACACCUUCCCGAUGACAACAGCUCUUCCCUCUCUCUCCCGCCUCAAACUCUCCCCUCCACCGCUCUCCACCACCAACGCCGCCGCCCUCCCACUACCCUUCCACCCACUUCCGCUCAGAACCUCCUCUACUUUCUCACUCUCCGCCACUCUCGAGAGCCGGCAACCAGCCCCCCCGCCGCCCAAGCAAGAAUUCACCGACUACGAUGAAGAAGAGUCCUACGGCGAAGUCAGCCGGAUCAUCGGCAGCCGAGCCCUCCAAAGCGGCCGCGGAAUGGAGUACCUCAUCGAGUGGAAAGACGAGCAUGCCCCCACGUGGGUCCCCUCCGACUUCAUCGCCAGGGACGUGGUAGCGGAGUACGAGACGCCGUGGUGGACCGCCGCCAAGAAGGGCGACGACGCCGCCCUCAAGCAGCUCAUAGAAUCCGGCGACGGCAGGGACGUGGACGCCGUGGACGCGGACGGCCGCACCGCCCUCCUCUUCGUGUCGGGCCUGGGCUCGGAGCAGUGCGUGCAGCUGCUGGCGGAGGCGGGGGCCGACAUCAACUACAGGGACGUCAGCGGCGGCCUGACGGCGCUCCACAUGGCCGCCGGGUACGUGAGGCCCGGCGUGGCGAAGCUGCUGGUGGAGUACGGGGCCGACGUGGAGGCCGCGGACGAUCGGGGGCGGACGCCGCUGCAGCUGGCGCGGGAGAUCCUGAAGUCGACGCCGCAGCUGCAGUUCGCGCGGCGGCUGGGGCUGGAGAGCGUGGUGAGGGUGCUGGAGGGGGCGGCCUAUGAGUUCGCGGAGGUGGAGGAGGUGAUGGAGAGGAGAGGGAAAGGUGAGAAUUUGGAGUAUCUGGUGAGGUGGAAGGAUGGAGGGGAGAACGAGUGGGUCAAGGCCGGGUUCGUGGCGGAGGACUUGGUGGCGGAUUUUGAGGCGGGGCUCGAAUACGCGGUGGCGGAGAGCGUUCUUGACCGGCGGGAAGGGGAGGGAGGGAAGAUGGAGUAUUUGGUUAAGUGGGCUGAUAUUGAGGAGGCUACUUGGGAGCCUCAAGAGAAUGUGGAUCCUGAUUUGAUUAAGCUGUUUGAACAACCAACUCCCCUUCUUGGAUCCUAAUUAUAUACAACUGCAAAUUCAUGGCUUAUACUGGUUUUUGUUCAAGGUUGAGAAAUAGUAUGAGCUACCGCAUUCCUUUGAGAAGUUAUUAAUUAUGAUACGACUAAUUAAGACAA
Messenger RNA from Salvia miltiorrhiza (redroot sage), 1311 nucleotides. Its product is annotated as signal recognition particle 43 kDa protein, chloroplastic. Lineage: Eukaryota; Viridiplantae; Streptophyta; Magnoliopsida; Lamiales; Lamiaceae. The record is from RefSeq and is a predicted model, not a curated record. Gene Ontology annotation, molecular function: protein binding. The coding region runs from base 110 to 1195 and encodes 361 amino acids. Gene Ontology annotation, cellular component: nucleus; cytoplasm. The transcript has a single exon.